Molecule: messenger RNA, 1344 nt
Organism: Priceomyces carsonii
Lineage: Eukaryota; Fungi; Ascomycota; Pichiomycetes; Serinales; Debaryomycetaceae
Gene: STE50
Product: Ste50p
Exons: 1
Coding region: 1-1344 (447 amino acids)
Biological process (GO): signal transduction
Molecular function (GO): protein binding
Source: RefSeq, a predicted model, not a curated record
AUGAGUUCUAAUCUUUCCAAUGACACUUUUUUGAGAUGGGAUCCAGCACAAGUGUCUAGCUUCGUCAGUUCAAUAUUACCUGAAGAUGAGAAACACUCAAGUGUGUACUUUUUGGACCAUAAUAUAGAAGGCUCCCAAUUACCAUUUUUAACUACAGAGCAUCUCAAAGAAAUUGGUAUUGGGAGUCUAAGUACGAGACUUCAGUUGAAAAAAGGGAUUUCGGAACUCAUUGAGACUCAUUAUCAAACGAGAUCACCUUCUUCGCUACAUGAUAUUGAAUACCAAUUGCAUAACGUCAACAUUAAUAAUAACUAUGUGAAUGUGGAAUCUUUGAAGCUAGCGACUAUUUUGAUGAAGGAUAUGAUCAAGAAGCUUGGUGAUGUUGUACAACAGAGGAUGUCGAACGAACCCUCUCCCAUUUCUCCAACCCAGCAUCAAGAUAUGAAGAGAUUGAACGAUAAUUUUAAUAAAUUAAAAACCGACUUGAUACCAGUCAUAAAGCAAUUGAAGGAGUCAAAACCUUUGCCUACGCCCACACUUGAUCCAGGGUCGAAAGUGAAUGCUGUAGAAUCGCCAACUUUCUCUUUUCUUGCACAUAAUUUGAUGGAAUCGAGUGAUGAUGCACCCAUUAGUGAUCCACACUUAUCAGGUGGCUCAGGUAAGUCAAAUUUGGGACGAAGUAACACUAUAGCUUCAUCAAGUACAUCAGCUUCCAAUGGGAAUACUACCAUUCCUAGUCCAACUUUUUCCAACAGAUCAUCUUCAGGCACGUUUUUAUCAAUGGGUUCUGGAAUGCUAGUACAGCAAGCAGUUACAGGUUCCCUGGGAGCUGGUAACAGACCAAGAGGAGACUCACUUGGUCAAAGGGGAACAAUGUCGGCAAGUUCAUCAUCAAGAACCCUUAAUAGACCCCGACUAGUAGAGUCUAAAUCCGCAAAUAUUCCUACAGGGCACACAUUGCGUCCGCUUGGCUCUUUGUCUAAUACUCACAACGUAUCACAGCCACAACUGUCUUCAACAACGGGAGGAAGCACGGAGCCAUUGAAGCAAUUGAGAGCAUCUUCAGAUGACUCUUGUCUCAAGAUACUUCAACAGGCAAUGAAACGCCAUCGUAUCCCUCGCAAUGACUGGUCCAAAUAUGUGCUUGUGAUAUGUUACGGUAACAAAGAAAGAAUAUUGAAAUUGGCAGAGCGUCCGGUGAUCAUUUUCAAGGAACUUCAGGAGCUUGGGAAGCACCCGGCCAUAAUGCUUCGUCAACUCGCUACAGAUCCUUCUAUGGAGGAUGACUCCAACUUAUACGAAAACUCAAGAAUAGUCGAGGAUAUUCCAGGAGGGACGCUCUAA